UUUAACCUUUAUUAUACAAUGUUCAGAAGUGUAUUAAUAAAAUCAAGAAAUGCUAAAAAGCUUUUCUCGUGUGAACUACGUGCUGUCAACAGUAGAAGUAAUCACACAGAGACUGCAACUGGUGACAAAGAAAAUAAACAAACCCACUUUGGUUUCGAAACUGUAGAUGAAGGAGAGAAAUGGAAAAAAGUGCAUGAAGUAUUUGAAAAUGUAGCUGACAAAUAUGAUCUCAUGAAUGAUGUGAUGUCUUUUGGUAUCCAUCGACUUUGGAAGGACAUCUUCAUCCAACGGUUGGCACCCACGCCUGGCACGAGACUGCUGGACAUGGCUGGAGGCACUGGUGACAUAACCUUCAGGUACAUAAACUACCUGAAAAACCUCGGCGAGGCGGGCGGCCGUCGCAGCGCCGUCACUGUCUGCGACAUCAACCAGCACAUGCUGGACGUCGGCCAACUCAGAGCACAGAAGCAAGGGUAUACCAAAGACAAUGCAGUGGAUAUAGAAUGGGUGUGCGAAAACGCUGAGCAACUGUCUCUCCCGGAUGACUCAUACACUGCAUACACCAUCGCAUUUGGCAUCAGAAACUGUACACACGUCGAUAAGGUUCUGGAGGAGGCAUACAGGGUGCUCGCGCCCGGCGGCCGGUUUAUGUGCUUGGAGUUCAGUCACAUACCCAACGACGCAGUGCAAUGGGUAUAUGAUCGGUACUCGUUCCAGCUGAUACCUGUGCUGGGUCAGCUGAUAGCCGGCCAGUGGAAACCUUACCAGUAUCUAGUUGAGAGCAUCAGACAGUUUCCAAAUCAGGAAAAAUUCAAGUCUAUGAUCGAGGAUGCUGGAUUUAGACAAGUCACAUAUGAAAAUCUUACAUUGGGAACUUGCGCUAUCCAUUCAGGGUUUAAAAUAUAAUAUUUAUUGUUAUAAAGGCAGGUAUACAC
Messenger RNA from Achroia grisella, 935 nucleotides. Its product is annotated as 2-methoxy-6-polyprenyl-1,4-benzoquinol methylase, mitochondrial-like. The record is from RefSeq and is a predicted model, not a curated record. The coding region runs from base 19 to 906 and encodes 295 amino acids. Gene Ontology annotation, molecular function: S-adenosylmethionine-dependent methyltransferase activity. The transcript is spliced from 7 exons. NCBI's taxonomy places the organism in Eukaryota, Metazoa, Arthropoda, Insecta, Lepidoptera, Pyralidae. Gene Ontology annotation, biological process: ubiquinone biosynthetic process.